Messenger RNA from Saprolegnia diclina VS20, 1858 nucleotides. RefSeq lists its product as hypothetical. The transcript is spliced from 3 exons. The record is from RefSeq and is a predicted model, not a curated record. Bases 29 to 1816 code for a protein of 595 amino acids. Lineage: Eukaryota; Oomycota; Saprolegniomycetes; Saprolegniales; Saprolegniaceae.
CGGUGGUGCAGCAGUUGCAUUUUUGCCCAUGUUGGACGACCGGAUCCUGGCGGCGCCGACGGCAACGCUCGAGACGAGCGACGUGCUCCUCUACGUCGCUUGCCUCGUCGUCUUUGUCAUUGUGCUGGACGCGCUCCUGCACUCGCUCGAGCACGCGUUCAAGCGCCAUCGCAAGUACGCCGAGAUGCUGCACAAGACGACCCAAGAACUCAUGAUUGUCGGCCUCAUCUACCUCAUGGUCAAGUUCUGCCUCUACAUUGGGCUCGUGGCCAAAGGCGGCGUUGCCUACCAGGCCAUGGACGCGGCCGACAUCCUCGUCUUCUUCCUCGCGAUCGCGCUCGUGCUCCAAGCCGUCAUCGUGUUUCUGCGCCUACGUCGGUCCAACAAGAAAAUGGACAAGAUCUCGAUCAUUUCGGCGCGGGAUCUCGUCGCGGAAGCCGAGGCCAAGCAGAAUGCGUACGCGUUGCAUUGGAACAAGCUCAUGCGCACGGUCGUCUCGAACCGGUACGAGGAGCGCAUGCACAUGAAGAUCCUCGGGCACUUUUUCCUCCAAACGUACGAGCUCCCCAAGAUUUUCUCCUUUCCCAAGUACAUUCGCGAAGUCCAAGACAGCCAAAUUGCGCAUUUGAUUGAGAUUGACGUGACAAUCUGGCUCGUCCUCUUUGGCAUUUACGCUGCGUUUUUCGCGUGCACGGGCGAGCUCGUGACGCACAGCGCGUACCAAGCGUCAAAAGAAGCGCGCCUUUCGGUCUUUGCGUGCUUCGGCCUCUCGCUGUCGCUCGUGAUGCUGUUGCUGCUCAUCUACCUGCGCUACCUCGUGCAGCUGCUCAUGGCCCACGCGUUUGCGACCAAUAUGCAGUCGUCCAUUACGGUGGACGAGUCGCUCGACAUGCGCGAGUUUGUCAACCUCAAGCGCGCGAUGGAGCCCGUCAUUCGCGAGGAAGAGCGCGAGCGCACACAGGACAUGGACCGAGCGCUCGCUCAAAUGCAGCGCGUCGAAGAAGAAUUAACAAGUCCCGAGAUGCUCCACGCACAGCACCACGGUGCGGCGUGGCUGGCGCACGACCUUUUGCUGCAGCUCUUGCGGUCCGCAAUGCGUCGACUGCGGGGUCUCAAACCCCAAAUCAAGAAGAACACGCUCUCGGUCAAGCUCACAGCGAGUGGCGGCGGCACGUUUACGCUGCCGUACUUUUCGCACAAGCUCGUGCAUUUCCUCAUGCAGCUCUUCCUCAUCAUCAACGGCUUCUACUGCGCGCUGCUCCUCAACUGCAUCAUGUACAUGGGCGGCGCGUCCAUCGGCAGUGCGUUCCGCGUCGUCGGGCUCGCGCUCCCGCUCCUCUUCAACGCGAUCGUGCUCGCGCCCAAGAUUGUACGGCAGUUUGCGCUCGUCUCGGGCACGUGGCGGGUGGAGCCCAAGAAGCUCGCGAGCGUCAUCGAGCACGUGAUCGAAGUCAACACCCUCACAGGUCAAAUGGUCCACCAGAUCGUCAACCACUUGCACCGGACGGGCCAGCAUAUUCGGGACGUCGAGAACGCGCUUGCGCGCGCAGACGCCAUUGACGACGACGCGGGCGACGGCUUUAUCCACACCGAAGUGCUCCGUGACACGCUCAAGCAGUUUGGCUUUGCGUUUUCGCGCCAUAAAUUCCACACGUUUGUGCGGCUCCGCUUUGCGACCAAGGGCAAGACGAUCCGGUACCAAGAUCUCAUGACAUUGCUGCCCAAAGACGUCACCAACAGCCAGCAAAACCACGGCCCACAGAACGAGAACACGGACAACAAAGGUAUGGACGGGCUUCAAGUCGCCGAGGUUUAAGGUGGAAUGCAAGCUGCAGAUUGUAUGCUUGGUGAGAGUUUG